AUGCUAUCAGUUUUACGACGGACUCUUGUCCAACAAACUAGAGGAUUUGCUACAAGCAACAUCGCUGUUGCUGGCUUCACCGGUGCAGUGGGAAACACACCAUUGAUUUAUCUUAAGACACUCUCGGAGCAGACGGGAUGCAAGAUAUACGGGAAGGCUGAAUUCCAAAACCCUGGAGGAAGCAUUAAAGACCGUGCUGCUGUUGGCAUAGUCCUGGACGCGGAGGAGAAGGGUCGCAUACAACCUGGUGGAACCGUUGUUGAGGGUACUGCAGGUAACACCGGUAUUGGUCUUGCCCAUGUCUGCAGAGCCAGAGGCUACAAGUGUGUUAUAUUCAUGCCCAACACUCAAAGCCAAGAAAAGAUUGACCUUCUGCAAAUGCUCGGCGCCGAAGUGCACCCAGUAGCCGCAGUCCCCUACGAGAACCCGCUGAACUAUAACCACCAGGCGAAGGAGUACGCCAACAAGCUCGAGAAUGCUAUAUGGACAGACCAAUUCGAUAAUACCGCCAAUGCAUACGCGCACUAUAUCUCUACCGGGCCGGAAAUCUGGGAACAGACGCAGGGUGAGAUCGACGGUUUCGUUUGCGCGACCGGUACAGGUGGUACUCUGGCUGGUGUUGGCAAGUAUCUGAAGGAGAAGAGCGCCAAGACGCAGAUAUGGCUCGCCGACCCACCCGGCAGUGUCUUGUAUAAAUACAUCUCUUCUGGUGGAAAGCUCGUCGAUCGUUCCGGAAGUUCUAUCACAGAAGGUAUCGGUCAGGGCCGUGUCACAAAUAACUUGGGCACUUUUAUCAAUGACCUGUCGGGAGCGCUGCAUAUACCAGACGAGAAGUCAAUAUCUAUGAUAUACCAGCUUCUUGAUACCGAAGGCUUGUACCUAGGCGCUUCCUCAGCACUGAACGUGGUUGCAGCUGUGGAACUCGCACAAAAGCUAGGCAAGGGCUCCACAGUUGUAACUGUACUGUGCGACGGCGCAUACCGAUACCAGAGCCGUUUAUUCUCCAAGAAAUGGCUAGAGUCGAAGAAGCUAGCAGAUGCUAUACCAGACAGUCUGAGGAAGUACGCAGUUCUAGAUUGAUGUUGAUCAUUGAUGUUGCAUUAAUCUACUGUGCUGUUCGAUCUUGUCUCCCCUCUGGGAAUGUCGAGGCUGAGAUAGUCGUAUUUUGAAAGAUUGCCAACCGCCUCGUUGACGAUCUUCUGAACUCUGAAUAUCCAUCAAUUUAAAAGGACAGCGG
Molecule: messenger RNA, 1237 nt
Organism: Suillus paluster
Lineage: Eukaryota; Fungi; Basidiomycota; Agaricomycetes; Boletales; Suillaceae
Product: pyridoxal phosphate-dependent enzyme beta subunit
Exons: 6
Coding region: 1-1080 (359 amino acids)
Cellular component (GO): cytoplasm
Molecular function (GO): pyridoxal phosphate binding; cysteine synthase activity
Source: RefSeq, a predicted model, not a curated record